UGAUGGAGAAUACUGGAGUCAGCAGCGUGAGUGACUUUUGACGGGACCGGUUCUAAGACGCCGCGACAGCGAAGAUGCUGGGCUUGUUCCUCGGCCCUGUGCUUUUCCUCUUGGCACACGGACUUCCCUCGCCGCCAGGAUCCUUCCAGUUGCGCUUAGCCGGCAACAGGCAACGAGAAAAUGAGGGCCGCUUGGAGGUGUUCUACAACAACGCCUGGGGUACCGUUUGCGAUGACGACGUGGACUUGACGCUGACAAACGUUGUCUGUAGAGAGCUGGGCUUCCAGCGCGGCCUCACCUGGGCACACAGCGCCAGGUUCGGGGAAGGCCAAGGAGUGAUCUGGCUGGACAACGUGCGCUGUGUGGGCACAGAGAGGUCCCUGGCAGAGUGCCAGUCCAACGACUGGGGCACCCAUGACUGCACGCACGCGGAGGACCUGGGCGUGGUCUGCAGCGGCGAGAGGCGGUCCGGCUACCGCCAGCCGAUGACGCCGGCGGUGUCUCCGUACGGGCGGGUCACGGCGCCGGUGCGGGGUCACGAGAUCGCCCUGGGCCGGAACUCAAACUGGCCGCGGACGAGUUACCCGUCCACGUCGGCCCGCGGUCACAGCAUCCAGCUGCGCGGCGGGUCCGACAACGCGCUCGCGCGUGGCAACGAGCGCCGCCUGCCGCGCGGGCACGAGAUCCCGGCCCGGCUCGGGAACAGCGGUGCGUACCGGCAGCAGCAAAGCACCAGGCAGGAGCAGGAGAGACACCAGUACAGUCAGGGACAAGAAACUGCUGCACAGUAUGGACACUCAACCCGACAGGAACAUAACAGGGUUGACAACCACUACAAUACGGGCUACGAGGACCAAUAUCCGUAUGGCCAGCAAACCAGACGAGAAGAGAGCAAUAGCCAUAAUUCUGCUCUCAGUAAGUUGAGGAUCGAGGAGGUCCGGCUGAGACCCAUCGUAGCGGGCGCCAGGAACCAGGGCCUCAUCUCAGAAGGUGUGAUUGAAGUGAAGCAUGCUGGGAGGUGGAGGCACGUGUGUGACCAGGGUUGGAGCCUGAGCAGUAGCCGUGUGGCUUGUGGCAUGCUGGGAUUCCCUGCCGCAGAACAACAUGAUGUUGCCAUGUACCGGAAAAUGUGGAAUACAAAGUUAGCAGAUCCAUCAACCAGACUCAGAACCAUGUCCAGUAAGAAGGGCUACUGGGUGGAGAAGGUGCUGUGCGCGGGCGCAGAGAACAGCCUGUCCGACUGCCCGGGUCAGCUGUCCAUCGCGCGCAAUGACCAGCCCUGCAUCGGCGGCAUGCACGCCGUCGCCCGCUGCGUCCCGGGACGACAGUUCUCCAGGAUGGCGCCCGGGAGACCUCAGGCACCCUACUUGGUGCAGCCGGUGGUGCGGCUGAAGUCGGGGCCCCGCCUAGGUGAGGGGCGGGUGGAGGUUCUGCGGGAGGGGAAGUGGGGCACCGUGUGUGACCACCUCUGGGACAUUACCGCCGCCAGCGUGGUGUGCAGGGAGCUCGGAUUUGGAACCGCCAAGGAGGCUCUGCACCGUGCUUACAUGGGCCAAGGGACGGGGCCCAUCCACAUGAACUCGGUGCAGUGCACGGGGAGGGAGCGCUCCAUCAUGCAGUGCCAGUACCAGGAGGUUCCCCUCAGGACCUGCAAACACAGCCAGGACUCGUCUGUCCGCUGCAACGUGCCCCAAACGGGCCUGGAGAACACGGUGCGGCUGGCCGGGGGGAGGGCACCGGGCGAGGGGCGUGUAGAGGUGCUGAUGGACGUGGGUGGGCACAGGCGCUGGGGCGCGGUCUGCAGCGAGAACUGGGGCAUCAAUGAGGCGAUGGUGGUGUGCCGCCAGCUGGGCUUCGGCUUCGCUUCCAGUGCCCAUCAGGAAACGUGGUACUGGCCAGGAGACCCCAGUGCCAGUAUGGUGGUCCUGAGUGGGACCCACUGCACAGGGAAUGAGCUCUCCAUUCAGAGGUGUCGCAGGAAUGACAACGUGUACUGCCCCCGCGGGGGAGACUCCAGGGCAGCGGGAGUUACCUGUGCGGAGAUGGCCCCCGACCUAGUCAUCGACGCUCAGCUGGUCCAGGAGACGGCCUACCUGGAGGACCGGCCCCUGCACCUGCUCACCUGCGCCCACGAGGAGAACUGCCUGUCGUCCUCCGCCGCCCGCAUGACCUGGCCCUACGGGCACCGCCGGCUGCUGCGCUUCUCCUCGCGCAUCCACAACCUGGGCAGGGCCGACUUCCGCCCCCGCGCCUCCCGCGAGUCCUGGGUCUGGCACCAGUGCCACAGGCAUUACCACAGUAUUGAGGUGUUCACGCACUAUGACCUCCUGACGCUCAAUGGCACCAAGAUCGCUGAAGGUCACAAAGCCAGCUUCUGUCUGGAGGACACUACCUGCCCUGACGGUCUGCAGAAACGCUUUGCCUGUUAUAACAUGGGGGAGCAGGGAAUCUCUGUGGGCUGCUGGGAUACCUAUCGCCAUGACAUCGACUGCCAGUGGAUCGACAUCACGGACGUCAGGCCUGGGGACUACCUCUUCCAGGUGCGGGUAAACCCCUCAUUGGACAUGGCAGAGUCAGAUUUCCUGAACAACGUGAUGCGCUGUCGCUGCAAGUAUGAUGGGAACAGAGUCUUCCUCCAUGGCUGUCACACAGGAGAUGCCUACAGUGCAGAGGUGGAGGACCUGUUUGAUCACCAGCAGCAGCUCUCCAACAACUUCAUCUAACCCCAGCUCUGACCCGGGUUGCGAGUCCGGAACGCCCCACGGACGGGGCGGGAUGGGACGGGGUCAGGAUGGGGGGGGGGUCACGGAGGCACGCGUCUCGGUGCACACGUCACAUCACAGGGGUCACUGACGGCACCUGGCCAUUUAUGGAGCAUUGCACACGACAAUGGAUGCCCACUCAGUGAGAGGAGAGAGAGAGAGAGAGAAAGUGAGAGAUGGGGAGAGAGAGAGAGGGAGAGCUGAGAGAGAGAAAGAGAGGAGAGAGAGAGAGCGAACAGCUCUGUGGUUAGUCUCACCAUGGCCACUAAGGAGCAGGGCAUGGCUAUCACAUCAAUUAGUCCUCCUCUUCCUCAACUGAAUUGACUGUUUCAUCAAUUACAUGAGCGAGAACAUCAUGAUUCCCCUGAAACUCUGACUUGCCUGCACCCAAGAACUUGCCAGGAGGAAGGAGGGCUCUUCACCGCAAUGCCAGGGGACAGGUGUUGCCGUGGCAACGGGCAUAGUGUACUUAAGAACUGCCUCUCCAUUAAAUCUCAGAUCCAAACAGACAUUGAUUCCUCUGUUAAUUUUCUUUCAUUUUUUCCUCACUAUGUAUAACUUAAUCGAAGGUAUGUUUUAACACCUACCAAAGCUUGAAUUUACACACAGAUUAUUAUAUAUAUUAAAACUAAGACAAAAAAAAAACAAGUUUUAAGAUGGCAUUUGUCUUCAAUAAGUUCAAAUAUAAUGGUAUUAUUGAACAUUAUAAGCAAAGGCAGCCCUCUGUCGCUAAUAUGUAACACUCUUUUGUGAAUGAACAAGACAGAGAACAAAUUAACAAGUAAGAUAAUUUCAUGUUGGAUCCUAUAACAAGUCCAGCUGUACAUGUGCAGGGAACAUAUCUCUUUAUUACAAAAGAAGCUGCUUUGAAAAUGCAGGUUUACCUUGUUUUUCCCCGGAUAUAUACUAUCUAUCUGGAUAUUGGUGCUUCAGUGUUUUUUUGUUAUCAUGGUGCUAUUUCUUCUAUUUAUCACACAGUAUUACCUUCAAAGACAGUGUGUGUUAUUGUGUAUAAAUAGGAAUAUUUUUGUUGUUAGAUUUUGCUAUUUUAAAAUAAAUGUUAUAAGGUAAUGCACAUGCAUUGUCAUGUACAGUUCUCAGUGUUGCCAAAGUAAAACAAAUACAUAAAUUCCGGUAGAGCUGUAGUUUUAGAUAUUUCAGAUGAAAAUGUUUUGUCUUUUACUCUGUUUUAGGAAAUACUGUCAUAACAGGUGAAGUUAUAUUAAUGAAAGGAUGCACUUUUAUCUGUUUUAUCGUCAGUAUUCAAGCAGUUCUGUUUGUUGGAAUUGGAAUUGCCCAAUAAAGAUACCCAACAUUGAAAAAAUAAACAGUGUAAAUUUACAAAAUGGUCAUCAGACUAUUGUUAUUUAAAGAUUGUUUUUUCCUGAAUGACCUUGCAGUUUAAAUAUCCAAGCUUUCAUAUUUAGUGCUAUUUUAUUAAAUAUUACAGAUUCAAUGGUGACAGCACAAAAAGACCAUAUUAUUUGGCUUAAACAUUUGUGUAUAGUACAAGUAACUUUUUAUAUAACAUAAGUUUAACUUAGUUUAUAUGAUAGUAGUAGGGUAGUCUGCAGUCUGACUUUUUAAUUAGUCAGCUACAAUCGUUCAAUGAUGGUAAUGUGAAAUGGUGUCAGUACUGUUAAUGUGUUCCCAGGACAAAUUUCCUCAGCAAAGAUCAGCUCAACAGAUUCAUUAAUGGGCGACAAACCCAGUGCAGAGCAUGGAUUCUCAAAAAGGAGAAACCCCAUUUUAACCAGGAUAGCCUGGACUGUGUAACGUCCUCCCCCUUUUCUCUUGCUAAAGGAUGGAAAACUCCUUGAGAGGACAACAUGGACAUGAAAACAGCCCCCAAACCACCCCCCUACCCCCCACCUCCCCCCAACACCCACCCCUCACCACAAAACCACAUUUAUAGCCAUCCCAAAUCUUACUGUUGGCUGAGAGGAUUCCGUGAGGAUGGAAACAUUUUUUUAAUCUUAAAAAAGUAACAGAUCUUUUUAAGUUCUGCUAGAGAUGCUGUUGGUUUAUUUUUAUUUGUUUUAUUUGGUUUAACAAGUCAAUGUACUUUAAUAUUCAUUAAAAUGCUCGUCUUUUAAAAAUAAUGUAAAUACUGUCUCUCAUCUCCCUGCUGCAAAAUAGUGUUAAGCAUUUCUUCUUUUAGAAUUUAUUUUAUGUGCAUGCAUGCGGGUGUAUAAAAUUUUAUCUUUGUUAAAUUCUCAGCUAAACAAAAUCCUAUUUUGGCUGUGCUACCUGUACCAGCAGUGCCCCCACAUAAAGUACGAUGUAGAAGUGCAAAGCAAAGAAAUGUUUUUUUCGAGAUUACUCCAGAAAUAAAAUAAAGACUUGGAAAUGGA
Molecule: messenger RNA, 5116 nt
Organism: Anguilla anguilla (European eel)
Lineage: Eukaryota; Metazoa; Chordata; Actinopteri; Anguilliformes; Anguillidae
Product: lysyl oxidase homolog 4-like
Exons: 18
Coding region: 75-2723 (882 amino acids)
Biological process (GO): peptidyl-lysine oxidation
Cellular component (GO): membrane
Molecular function (GO): copper ion binding; protein-lysine 6-oxidase activity
Source: RefSeq, a predicted model, not a curated record